AUGUACAACGGGAUCGGGCUUCGCACGGUGCGAGGCUCCGGUACGAAUGGCUACGUACAGCGCAACCUCAGCUAUGUGAACGCGUCGCGCACGCGACAUACGCUGGCUCGUAACCAGCGUGGCGGAUCGUCGGGGGAUUUUGACCCUCGAGGGGGAGGCAGGAACCGUCAGCCGCCGAACCCAGACAUCUUGUUGCACGAACAGAAGCGAAAGGUGGAGCUACAGCUACUGGAAAUGUCGCUGGAGAUGGAGGACCGUGGGUGCGAUCCCGACGAAAUCCAGGACAAGGUUAAGCGAGAACGUGAGCGACUGCUAGCGCGCCUAAAUGGCGCUGGAGACAGAGGGCGGGGGAAGGCCAAAGACUCGGAGAGCUCGCACGCUCGGCAGAAGCGCAAGGAGGAGGAAAACAAGCGGGUUAAAGACGCGUUUGGUAUCGCCAUGGACUACGUUGCUGGCGAAAGUUUCGACCCAGAGAUGCAGGAGCGACGUCGUCAGGAGAGGAAGGAGAAGAGAGAGCACGAGUGGAAAGAAAGGGAGGAAGCGCGUCAGCAGAGACUGAAGGAGAGAGAGGAGAGGGAAGGAACGAUAAAGGCGAGACGCGAGCGCUUCCGCUCUCCUCGCUCCAGGGAAAGAUCGAAAUCGACCUCACGCUCGCGUCGCUCUAGAUCUCCUGGGAAUCGUCGCCUCCGGGAUCGACGCAGUAGAGACCGUGACAAUGCCAAGGUUCGCCGCGACGCGGAAUCUAAUCCGCGUUCUGCAGUAGCCGAACGGGCAUCGCGUCGGCUGUCGUCGGGUGCGGAGCGAAAGCGCCGUUCAAUGUCCUCCUCCAGUUCUGGAUCGUCACGCAGCAGGAGUUCAAGUGCCUCCAGUCGCUCACGCUCUCGAAACGUCAAAGAGGAGAAGUUGUCUGUGAGUGUAUCGCCCGCUCGCUCCGCUGUCCUGAAUGGUGAGCGCAAGGUAUUGAAUCUGUCAGGUCGCUCUGCGCCUGCAAAUGUUGACGCCCCGCGGUCUCCUGCUGCAGACUUGCAGGCCCAGUCUCGCAAACGCAGACUGCGCAGGGCGUCUCCGGACGACCGACGUCGUCGCGGAAGAAGUACGAGUAUCGCCUCGUCCAGGGCCUCGCGCACUUCGCGCCGCCGACGCGUGCGUUCGCCCUCUCGGUCUCGUUCGUUGUCUUCGGAUAGAUCUCGUUCACGAUCAAUCUCGUCGGCUUCGUCACGCUCCCGUUCGCCCUCCCGCUCAAAGUCUCGUUCUCGCCGACGCAGCAGCUCUCGGAGACACCGUCCUAGUCGCAGCCGCAGUCGUAGCCGCGGCCGAAGCUAUCGCCGCUGA
This is a messenger RNA of Phytophthora infestans T30-4, 1332 nucleotides long. RefSeq lists its product as uncharacterized. The coding region runs from base 1 to 1332 and encodes 443 amino acids. NCBI's taxonomy places the organism in Eukaryota, Oomycota, Peronosporomycetes, Peronosporales, Peronosporaceae. The transcript is spliced from 3 exons. The record is from RefSeq and is a predicted model, not a curated record.